Apodemus sylvaticus (European woodmouse) is the source of this 7484-nucleotide messenger RNA. It is a transcript of the gene Myo18a, whose product is annotated as myosin XVIIIA. The record is from RefSeq and is a predicted model, not a curated record. Gene Ontology annotation, molecular function: protein binding; ATP binding; cytoskeletal motor activity. Gene Ontology annotation, cellular component: myosin complex. Lineage: Eukaryota; Metazoa; Chordata; Mammalia; Rodentia; Muridae. Bases 183 to 6347 code for a protein of 2054 amino acids. The transcript has 42 exons.
GCGCUGCGCCGCGCGGUGCUGCGCUCCAGCCGGGACCCGGCCGGGGCCGCUGGAUGCCGCGUCUCCGCUCCUGCUGCCUGCCGGGCGGGCUCCGGCGGCCGCUACAAGGUGGGGUCCAAAGACCCUGUGUUAAGCACCCGUAGUCAGCUGGGGAUACAACCCCUAAAAACAGCACACCCACCAUGUUUAACCUCAUGAAGAAAGAUAAGGACAAAGAUGGAGGGCGGAAGGAGAAGAAGGAGAAAAAGGAGAAGAAGGAGAGGAUGUCUGCAGCAGAACUGCGGAGCCUGGAAGAGAUGAGCAUGCGCCGUGGCUUUUUCAACUUGAAUCGAUCCUCCAAGCGGGAAUCCAAGACGCGCCUGGAAAUCUCCAACCCCAUCCCUAUCAAGGUGGCCAGUGGCUCUGACCUGCACCUGACCGACAUUGACUCUGACAGCAAUAGGGGUAGCAUCAUCCUGGACUCAGGUCACCUAAGCACAGCCAGCUCCAGCGAUGACCUCAAGGGUGAAGAAGGCAGCUUCCGGGGCUCUGUGCUGCAGCGGGCAGCCAAGUUCGGUUCACUGGCCAAGCAGAACUCUCAGAUGAUUGUCAAACGUUUUUCCUUCUCUCAACGGAGCCGGGAUGAGAGUGCCUCAGAGACCUCAACCCCCUCAGAGAAUUCUGCAGCCCCAUCACCUCAGGUAGAGGUGAGGACGCUUGAGGGACAGCUAAUGCAGCAUCCUGGGCUAGGCAUUCCUCGACCGGGACCACGGUCUCGAGUCCCUGAGCUGGUGACUAAAAGAUUCCCAGCUGAUCUCCGCCUCCCCGCCCUGGUGCCCCCGCCACCUCCUGCUCUCCGGGAACUGGAGUUACAACGACGACCCACGGGAGACUUUGGCUUCUCACUGAGACGCACCACCAUGCUGGACCGGGCCCCUGAGGGUCAGGCCUAUCGACGGGUGGUUCACUUUGCUGAGCCAGGGGCAGGCACCAAGGACCUGGCCUUGGGGCUGGUGCCAGGAGAUCGACUGGUGGAGAUUAAUGGACAGAAUGUGGAGAAUAAGUCCAGGGAUGAAAUUGUGGAGAUGAUCCGGCAGUCUGGGGACAGUGUGCGGCUCAAGGUACAGCCCAUCCCAGAGCUUAGCGAGCUGAGUCGGAGCUGGCUUCGGACUGGCGAGGGACACCGCAGGGAGCCGGCUGAUGCCAAGACGGAAGAGCAGAUUGCCGCCGAAGAGGCCUGGUACGAGACGGAGAAGGUGUGGCUGGUCCACAGGGAUGGAGUCUCCUUGGCCAGCCAGCUCAAGUCGGAGGAGCUCAGCCUACCUGAGGGGAAGGCGCGUGUGAAGCUAGACCACGAUGGAGCCAUCCUGGACGUGGAUGAAGAUGACAUAGAGAAGGCCAAUGCUCCCUCAUGUGACCGGCUAGAAGACCUGGCCUCACUGGUGUACCUCAACGAGUCUAGCGUCCUGCACACACUGCGCCAGCGCUACGGGGCUAGCCUGCUGCACACCUAUGCUGGCCCUAGCCUGCUCGUCCUUAGCCCCCGAGGGGCUCCUGCUGUGUAUUCAGAGAAGGUGAUGCACAUGUUCAAGGGGUGUCGGCGGGAGGACAUGGCACCCCACAUCUACGCCGUAGCCCAGACUGCGUACAGGGCGAUGUUGAUGAGUCGUCAGGACCAGUCCAUUGUCCUCCUGGGUAGCAGUGGCAGUGGCAAGACUACCAGCUUUCAGCAUCUGGUGCAGUAUCUGGCUACCAUCGCGGGCACCAGCGGGACCAAGGUGUUCUCAGUGGAGAAGUGGCAGGCUCUGUCCACCCUCCUGGAAGCCUUUGGGAGCAGCCCCACCAUCAUGAACGGCAGUGCCACCCGCUUCUCCCAGAUCCUCUCCCUGGACUUUGACCAGGCUGGCCAGGUGGCUUCGGCCUCCAUCCAGACAAUGCUCCUGGAGAAACUGCGUGUGGCCCGGCGCCCAGCCAACGAGGCUACUUUCAAUGUCUUCUACUACUUGCUGGCCUGUGGGGAUGCUGCCCUCAGGACAGAGCUCCACCUGAACCACUUGGCAGAGAACAAUGUGUUUGGAAUUGUGCCGUUGUCCAAGCCCGAGGAAAAGCAGAAGGCUGCUCAGCAGUUCAGUAAGCUACAGACAGCCAUGAAGGUGCUGGCCAUCUCCCCUGAGGAACAGAAGGCCUGCUGGCUCAUCCUGGCUUCCAUCUACCACCUGGGGGCUGCCGGAGCUACCAAAGAAGCUGCUGAAGCUGGACGAAAACAGUUCGCCCGCCACGAAUGGGCCCAGAAGGCCGCAUAUCUGCUGGGCUGCAGCCUGGAAGAGCUGUCCUCUGCUAUCUUCAAGCACCAGCUAAAAGGCGGCACCCUGCAGAGGUCCACCUCCUUCCGGCAGGGCCCUGAGGAGAGUGGCCUGGGAGAGGGUUCAGGCACCAAACUGAGUGCUCUGGAGUGCUUAGAGGGUAUGGCGGCUGGCCUCUACAGCGAGCUCUUCACUCUCCUCAUCUCCCUGGUAAACAGGGCUCUCAAGUCCAGCCAGCACUCACUCUGUUCCAUGAUGAUCGUGGAUACGCCAGGCUUCCAGAACCCUGAGUGGGGCGGCUCGGCCCGGGGAGCCUCCUUCGAGGAGCUGUGCCACAACUAUGCCCAGGACAGGCUGCAGAGGUUGUUCCACGAGCGCACCUUCCUCCAGGAGCUGGAGAGAUACAAGGAGGACAACAUCGAACUGGCGUUUGAUGACUUGGAGCCAGUCACAGAUGACUCGGUGGCUGCCGUGGACCAGGCUUCCCACCAGUCCCUGGUUCGCUCACUGGCCCAUGCUGAUGAGGCAAGGGGACUGCUAUGGCUCCUGGAAGAGGAGGCACUGGUGCCCGGUGCAACGGAGGAUGCCCUCCUCGACCGGCUUUUCUCCUAUUAUGGGCCCCGGGAAGGUGACAAAAAAGGCCAGAGUCCUCUUCUGCGCAGUAGCAAACCAAGGCAUUUUCUCCUGGGCCACAGUCAUGGUACCAACUGGGUGGAGUACAACGUGGCUGGCUGGCUGAACUAUACCAAGCAGAAUCCAGCCACCCAGAAUGCACCGCGGCUCCUGCAGGACUCCCAGAAAAAGAUCAUCAGCAACCUGUUUCUGGGCCGGGCAGGCAGUGCCACGGUGCUCUCAGGCUCCAUUGCAGGCCUGGAAGGUGGCUCCCAGCUGGCCUUGCGCCGGGCGACUAGCAUGAGGAAAACGUUUACCACCGGCAUGGCAGCUGUCAAGAAGAAGUCACUGUGCAUACAGAUUAAGCUGCAGGUGGAUGCCCUCAUUGAUACCAUCAAGAGGUCCAAGAUGCAUUUCGUGCACUGCUUCCUUCCUGUGGCCGAGGGCUGGCCUGGGGAACCCCGAUCUGCCUCUUCCCGCCGAGUUAGCAGCAGCAGUGAGCUGGACCUGCCCCCGGGAGACCCCUGCGAGGCUGGGCUGCUGCAACUGGAUGUGUCCCUGCUCCGCGCCCAGCUUAGGGGAUCUCGCCUGCUUGAUGCAAUGCGCAUGUACCGCCAAGGUUACCCAGACCACAUGGUGUUUUCUGAGUUCCGCCGGCGCUUUGAUGUCCUGGCUCCACACCUGACCAAGAAACAUGGGCGUAACUACAUCGUGGUGGAUGAGAAGCGGGCUGUGGAGGAGCUGCUGGAGUCCCUGGACCUGGAAAAGAGCAGCUGCUGCAUGGGCCUGAGCCGGGUGUUCUUCCGGGCAGGCACGUUGGCACGCUUGGAAGAACAACGAGACGAGCAAACCAGCAGGCACCUAACCCUGUUCCAGGCAGCCUGCAGGGGCUACCUUGCCCGCCAGCACUUCAAGAAGAGAAAGAUCCAGGACCUGGCCAUUCGCUGUGUGCAGAAGAACAUCAAGAAGAACAAGGGCGUGAAGGACUGGCCCUGGUGGAAGCUCUUCACCACUGUGCGGCCCCUCAUCCAAGUCCAGCUGUCAGAGGAGCAGAUCCGAAACAAAGACGAAGAGAUCCAGCAGCUGCGCAGCAAGCUUGAGAAGGUGGAGAAGGAGAGGACCGAGCUGCGGCUCAACAGCGACCGGCUGGAGACCCGGAUCUCAGAGCUGACAUCGGAGCUGACUGAUGAGCGCAACACAGGAGAGUCCGCCUCCCAGCUGCUGGACGCGGAGACAGCCGAGAGGCUCCGGACGGAGAAGGAGAUGAAAGAGCUACAGACCCAGUAUGACGCACUGAAGAAGCAGAUGGAAGUGAUGGAGAUGGAAGUGAUGGAGGCCCGGCUCAUUCGGGCAGCAGAGAUCAACGGGGAGGUGGAUGAUGACGAUGCAGGGGGAGAGUGGAGGCUGAAGUACGAGCGAGCUGUCCGCGAGGUGGACUUCACCAAGAAGCGACUCCAGCAGGAGCUGGAAGAUAAGAUGGAGGUGGAGCAGCAGAGCAGGAGGCAGCUGGAGAGGCGGCUUGGAGACCUGCAAGCAGACAGUGAUGAGAGUCAGCGGGCACUACAGCAGCUCAAGAAGAAGUGCCAACGGCUCACAGCUGAGCUGCAGGACACCAAGCUGCACCUGGAGGGCCAGCAGGUCCGAAACCAUGAGCUGGAGAAGAAGCAGAGGAGGUUUGACAGUGAGCUUUCCCAGGCACAUGAGGAGACCCAGCGGGAGAAGCUGCAGAGGGAGAAACUUCAGCGGGAGAAGGACAUGCUCCUGGCUGAGGCGUUCAGCUUGAAGCAGCAACUAGAGGAAAAAGACUCGGACAUUGCAGGGUUUACCCAGAAGGUUGUUUCCUUGGAGGCUGAGCUUCAGGACAUUUCUUCUCAAGAGUCUAAGGAUGAGGCUUCUCUGGCCAAGGUCAAGAAGCAGCUCCGGGACUUGGAGGCCAAGGUCAAGGAUCAGGAAGAGGAGCUGGAUGAGCAGGCGGGGAGUAUACAGAUGCUGGAGCAGGCCAAGCUGCGUCUGGAGAUGGAGAUGGAGAGAAUGAGACAGACCCAUUCCAAGGAGAUGGAGAGUCGGGAUGAGGAGGUGGAAGAGGCCCGGCAGUCGUGUCAGAAGAAGUUAAAACAGAUGGAAGUGCAGCUCGAGGAGGAGUAUGAAGACAAGCAGAAGGCCCUGCGGGAGAAACGGGAGCUGGAGAGCAAGCUCUCCACGCUCAGCGACCAGGUGAACCAGCGUGACUUUGACUCAGAGAAGCGGCUACGGAAAGACCUGAAGCGCACCAAAGCGCUGCUGGCAGAUGCCCAGAUCAUGCUGGACCACUUAAAGAACAAUGCCCCCAGCAAGAGGGAGAUUGCCCAGCUGAAGAACCAGCUGGAAGAGUCGGAAUUCACCUGUGCGGCAGCUGUAAAGGCGCGGAAAGCAAUGGAGGUGGAGAUGGAAGACCUGCACGUGCAGAUUGAUGACAUCGCCAAAGCCAAGACAGCGCUGGAAGAGCAACUGAGUCGACUUCAGCGUGAGAAAAACGAGAUUCAGAACCGUCUGGAAGAGGAUCAGGAGGACAUGAAUGAACUGAUGAAGAAGCACAAGGCGGCCGUGGCCCAGGCCUCCCGGGACAUGGCACAGAUGAAUGAUCUCCAAGCUCAGCUUGAAGAGUCCAACAAGGAGAAGCAAGAGCUCCAGGAGAAGCUACAAGCUCUGCAGAGCCAGGUGGAGUUCCUGGAGCAGUCCAUGGUGGACAAGUCCCUUGUCAGCAGGCAGGAAGCAAAGAUCAGGGAGCUGGAGACACGCCUGGAGUUCGAAAAGACCCAAGUGAAGCGUCUGGAGAGCCUGGCCAGUCGGCUCAAGGAAAACAUGGAGAAGCUGACUGAGGAACGGGACCAGCGCACCGCCGCUGAGAACCGAGAGAAGGAGCAGAACAAGAGGCUCCAGCGACAGCUCCGUGACACCAAGGAGGAGAUGAGCGAGCUUGCCAGGAAGGAAGCCGAGGCUAGCCGCAAGAAGCAUGAACUGGAAAUGGACCUGGAGAGUCUGGAAGCCGCUAACCAAAGCCUGCAAGCUGACUUAAAGCUGGCAUUCAAACGCAUUGGGGACUUGCAAGCCGCCAUUGAGGAUGAGAUGGAGAGCGACGAGAACGAGGACCUUAUCAACAGUUUGCAGGAUAUGGUGACAAAAUAUCAGAAAAGAAAGAAUAAACUUGAGGGAGACUCAGAUGUGGACUCCGAGGUGGAGGACCGGGUCGACGGGGUCAAGUCCUGGCUGUCGAAGAACAAGGGACCUUCUAAGGCACCUUCUGACGAUGGCAGCUUGAAGAGCUCCAGCCCAACCAGUCACUGGAAGUCCCUCGCCGCUGACCCAUCGGAUGAUGAGCACGAUCCUGUGGACAGCAGCUCCAGACCCCGGUUCUCCCACAACUAUCUGAGUGACAGCGACACAGAGGCCAAGCUGACAGAGACAGAUGCAUAGCCUGGGGGAGUGGCUCACAGCUCUCCCACCCCACAGCCUCUCCCAGGAAAUAGAGGGGUACCACGGGCCCCCAUUUGACUGCCGAUCUGCAUGGAAGACGCCUCGGCACUCUGUCGGGGAACUUUCCAGGCUGUAGGUGUCUGAUAACUCCACGUGGAAGAGGCGGGGGGAAGCAGAGUCUCUGCAGAGAGAGCUUCCCUCUUGCCUCAGAAGGCCAUGCUCCUAGCUCCCACCCUGGGCCGCUGUGGACCUGUCAGGUGGCCUGGCACUUCAUGGAGCCCGCAGUGGACCUCCAUCUCAGCCUCCUGCUCAGGGAUGGUGGAUAGGUUACCUGCUGGACCGCUCGAAGCCACUGGGCCCAUGGGAAAGAGUCAGGAGGGAGCAGCAAUGCCUCCCCUCCGCUGGGGUGAGGGCUUUCUCUUCUCAGUGCCUGCUGUCUUUUUACUGUUUAAUUUAAAUACCCAAACCUCCAUGCAGCUGCGUCCCUGAGAGUGGGAGGGGCUGCUGCUGCAGCUGGGCCCUGUGGGAUGCCUUGGGAAUCUCCUCUCCAUAGGCACUCUCCAGAGGCCCUUCCUCCUGCAGCCUGCUGCCAGGGGACACUGCUGAGCAGAGCUGGGGCCCUGGUUCUUAGGAGGCAGGGUGAGGAGGAUGGCAGCUGGGCGCUUCUGGCUUGGACGGAGCAAGCCUUGUUGGAGUAUUGGGUGCAAUGAGCAGUUCUUUAAGAGCUGAUCUCUUCCACCUGCACCCACCCAUGGCUUCCAGCACUGCCUUCCUCUGGCGGUGUUAUAGCCAGCCACUCAUUCAGCGCUGAGGACCUGUGGUGGGUACAAUGGAAGAUAGAUGUUUUGGUCUGUUUAUCAGACUAGAGUCCUAACCCUUUGUCAUCUUUCUUCUGCCCACAACCCUGCUCCCACACACUUACCCCAGACACAGCAACAAGUGGUCUCCUCUCAGCUACUUAACCAUAAAGGUCAUCCCGACCUUUCUACCAGAUUUGGGGGCCCAAAGGCAGUGCCUGGUGCUGGACCCGUUUGCCAUCCCCCUUCCCUUCUGCAGUUGCUUUGUACCCAUCGGGCUGUGCGCUCUCUCCCUGUGGGCCUGAUUGAUGUAAGGAAAUAAAGGGCCCUCCCUCCUGGC